This is a messenger RNA of Gaeumannomyces tritici R3-111a-1, 2333 nucleotides long. Its product is annotated as biotin-protein ligase. Bases 141 to 2144 code for a protein of 667 amino acids. The record is from RefSeq and is a predicted model, not a curated record. Gene Ontology annotation, molecular function: biotin--[biotin carboxyl-carrier protein] ligase activity. Lineage: Eukaryota; Fungi; Ascomycota; Sordariomycetes; Magnaporthales; Magnaporthaceae. Gene Ontology annotation, cellular component: cytoplasm. Gene Ontology annotation, biological process: protein modification process. The transcript has 5 exons.
GACCUAGCGUCAGCACCAAACCCCAACUAUUUGUACCUGACGGCCGUGAUAAAUCGCUCAACCUAAGCCUCACUAUUUCCCAUGGUUAGCACAUCAACUCUAGUCAAGGCCAUUGCCAACGCCGGCCUGGGUCUGCCAAGAUGGCCACUAGGAAGCUGAACAUCCUGAUAUACACAGGCAGCGGCGCCGCUACCGAAUCGAUAAAACAUGCCGUCUUUACCCUGCGCCGGCUCCUGGCACCGAACUACGCCGUCUCCACCAUCGGCGAGUCUGCGCUGCUCAAGGAGCCGUGGGCCCCUACCUGCGCCAUGCUGGUGUUCCCCGGCGGCGCGGACCUCGGCUACUGCCGCGUGCUGAACGGCCCAGGGAACGCCGCCAUCGCGGCCUUUGUCCGUCGCGGCGGCAGGUACCUCGGCUUCUGCGCCGGUGCCUACUACGGCUCCGCCCGCUGCGAGUUCGAGGUCGGCAACAAGGUCCUCGAGGUCGCCGGGCCUAGGGAGCUCGCCUUCUUUCCCGGCACCUGCCGCGGUGGCGCCUUUGCGGGGUUCCAGUACCACAGCGAGGCGGGCGCGAGGGCCGCCCUCGUCAGGCUCAGCCGCCAUGAGUUCCCCGUGCGCCAGCCGGGCAUGUCGGAUACGCUGCGCACCUACUACAACGGCGGCGGCGUCUUUGUCGAUGCCGCUGCCUUGGCAUCCAAGGGGGUGCAUGUGCUCGCCGAGUACGAGGACGAGAUCGAUGUCGACGGCGGGAGCGGAAGACCCGCCGCUGCUGUCCACGUCACAGUUGGAAACGGACACGCCUUGCUCUUCGGCCUCCACCCAGAAUUCUCGCCUUCUCUCCUACCCCCUCAGUCGAGCGUCGAGGGAUAUGACAAGCUCAUAAAAGAUCUCACGGCCGACGAGGAAGCGCGGACCGCGUUCCUGCGAGCUUGCCUGACCAGGAUCGGUCUGGAUGCCGUGCAGGAAGCGGCGGCGACACCUUCGCCGACCAGCCUCCACCUCACUUCGGCCACACACCAAGAAGUCAGUGAACUGCUCCAUUCACUUGAGGAUGUCAUUACCAAGGAGCACGGCGCAGAGCUCAUCAAGGCAGAAGGCAACACGUUCCGUAUUGUGAACUCGGCAACGGCAUGGUCCAUGUCCGACCUCGAGUACGCCGUCGACGGUGGCAGAGUCGAGAGGGGCACUAGCCCGCAGAUAGAGAACCUGUUCGCGCACGAGGAGGGCUGGCCCAACCCCAAGAUGACUCCUGCCUUCAAUCACGCCCUAUACUAUUCCAGUCUGCAGAACUAUCGCAGGCGGGAAACGAGCUCGUACGACUGGGGGAGCCCCUUGAUGUACGGGGAAGUGGUGACGAGCACCAACACGAUCCUUGAAACGAACCCGAAGCUUCUGGCCAAGCUGCCUACGGGAUUCACCCUGGCCGCCACCACGCAGACCUCAGGCAGGGGCCGCGGCAACAAUGUUUGGAUUGCACCGCCCGGGGCUUUAAUAUUUUCCACCGUAAUUAACCAUCCAGCCCACCUUGUGGCCUCCCGGCCGAUAGUGUUCAUCCAGUAUGUAGCCUCGAUCGCUCUGAUCGAGGCAAUUCAGAGCUACGGCCAGGGCUACUCUGACAUGCCAGUGAGGCUGAAGUGGCCCAACGACAUAUACUGCCGCGAUCCCACGCAACCCGCAGAUCCGCCGCAGUGGGUCAAGAUCGGGGGUAUGCUCGCCAACUGCUCAUACGCGUCGGGCAACUACCAGGUGGUGCUGGGCAUCGGCAUCAACACGUCCAACCCGCGGCCGACGACGUCUCUGGACGCGCUGGCCGAGGCGGCCAAGCGACCGCCAUUCCAGAUCGAGCAGCUGCUGGCCCGCAUACUGACACGCAUCGAGGCGCUCUACAACGAGUUCAUCUCGCGAGGGUUCACGGACGACCUCGAGGAGCGCUACUACAAACACUGGCUUCACUCGGACCAGCUGGUCACACUGGAAGCUGAGGGCGGCGUGCGGGCCAGGAUCGCCGGCAUCACCCGGGACUGGGGCAUGCUGAAGGCGGAGGAGCUGGGAACGGGCGACAGGCCCACGGGCCGGAUGUGGGCGCUGCAGAGCGACGAGAACAGCUUUGACUUUUGGAAGGGCCUGGUGAAGCGGAAGACCUAGACAGGCGCGAUACAAACAGCGGGGUUGGGAGAUCAGGGCUCUCGCUUCCGUCAAGAUACGUAUAGAAUAGAAGGACAGGAAAAGGAGAAAAGAGCGAACUUCGAAUCUCACACUUGCAAGUACACCAUCCGACACCGCCUUGGUCGUGGAUGGAGGACGCAGCUGCGAGUACCCGGCUCACCGCCAUAC